This is a messenger RNA of Corythoichthys intestinalis (scribbled pipefish), 912 nucleotides long. RefSeq names its product glycolipid transfer protein a (gene gltpa). The transcript has 5 exons. Gene Ontology annotation, biological process: intermembrane lipid transfer; ER to Golgi ceramide transport. Gene Ontology annotation, cellular component: cytoplasm. NCBI's taxonomy places the organism in Eukaryota, Metazoa, Chordata, Actinopteri, Syngnathiformes, Syngnathidae. Bases 42 to 671 code for a protein of 209 amino acids. The record is from RefSeq and is a predicted model, not a curated record. Gene Ontology annotation, molecular function: lipid transfer activity.
UACCAUCAAAUUCAAGUAGACGAGACUGCAGACAAGAAGUCAUGGCUCUGCUGCUGGAGCACCUGUUCAGACCACUGCCGGCUGACAGACAGGUGGAAACCAGACCUUUUCUAGAGGCUGCAUCCUACCUUCCACCAUUCUUUGACUGCCUUGGCCCGACUAUCUUUGCACCCAUCAAGUCUGAUAUUUUAGCAAAUAUUACAAAGAUCAAGGCAGUCUAUGACACCAACCCAGGACGCUUCAGGACCCUUCAACAGAUUUUGGAGGUUGAGAAGGAAAUGUAUGGAUCACAGUGGCCCAAAGUUGGAGCCACGCUGGCACUCAUGUGGCUGAAAAGGGGUCUACGCUUUAUCCAAGUGUUCCUUCAAAGCCUGCUUGAUGGUGAAAAGGAUGAAAAUAACCCAAACCUCAUUCGAGUCAAUGUGGCCAAAGCAUAUGAAUUGACAUUGAAGCGAUACCAUAGUUGGUGGGUUCAACAGCUUUUUAGGGCAGCUCUUUUCGCUGCCCCAUACAGGUCGGACUUCAUAAAGGCGCUGUCCAAAGGCAGGGAAGUCAAGGAAGAAGAGUGUCUGGAAAAACUAAAAAAAUUCAUGAUCAAUUUCUCUGCCACAGUCGAUGCUAUUUAUGAGCUGUACAAUAAAAUGAAUGCUGAUCUUGACUAUAGAGUCUGAGUGCCGGCAAUACAACACUUUGUGCUUCACUGGUGUGCUUUGUUUACCCUCUGCAUGGUCUUCAACAACUUCAAUUAUUAAGUACACUGUCGCUGCACUUUUGUGUUUAUGUGCCUGACUCUAUUACUUUCACUGCACAUAGUUGACAUGAUGAUAAACUCUCAAAGCUACUGUUAUCCGCAUGACUUGCAAUGUCGGGAUAUACCGUAUUUUACGGACUAUAAGGCGGAUCGGAGUAUGA